This is a messenger RNA of Solanum dulcamara, 1963 nucleotides long. RefSeq names its product 3-ketoacyl-CoA synthase 10. Gene Ontology annotation, cellular component: membrane. The transcript is spliced from 4 exons. Gene Ontology annotation, molecular function: acyltransferase activity, transferring groups other than amino-acyl groups. The record is from RefSeq and is a predicted model, not a curated record. NCBI's taxonomy places the organism in Eukaryota, Viridiplantae, Streptophyta, Magnoliopsida, Solanales, Solanaceae. Bases 51 to 1679 code for a protein of 542 amino acids. Gene Ontology annotation, biological process: fatty acid biosynthetic process.
UAUUUCUAUCAAAAAAAUAAAUAAAUAACAAUUACGUCUCAAUCCCAAUUAUGGCUCGAGAAGAACAUCUUCUAUCGACGGAGAUUAUGAACCGAGGGAUAUCGGAUGAGGGAUCUCAAACGUUCUCCGUUAGGGUACGGAGACGUUUGCCGGAUUUCUUGCAAUCGGUGAACCUAAAAUAUGUGAAAUUAGGGUACCAUUACUUGAUAAAACAUGGGAUAUAUUUGGCCAUAUUACCAGUGUUGGUGCUGGUUUUCAGUGCUGAAGUUGGCAGCCUAAGUAGAGAGGAGCUGUGGAGGAAACUUUGGGAUAGCACAACACGUUAUGAUUUGGCUACGGUGUUAUCAUUUGUGGCACUCUUUGUCUUCACUCUCUCUCUUUACAUCAUGUCUAAGCCAAGACCUAUUUACCUUCUUGAUUUUGCAUGUUACAAGCCAAGUGAUGACCUUAAGGUAACAAAGGAACAAUUUAUCGAGUUAGUACGAAAUUCGGGCAAACUCGAUGAGUCGAGUCUAGAAUUUCAAAAAAGAAUUCUAGACUCCUCCGGAAUCGGGGACGAGACCUACGUCCCGAAAUCCAUCGGAUCGUCGGAAAAUACCGCCACCAUGAAAGAAGGACGAUCCGAGGCAUCAACGGUCAUGUUCGGAGCACUCGAUGAAUUAUUCGAGAAGACGAAAAUUCGUCCGAAAGACGUCGGAAUAUUGGUGGUGAAUUGCAGUAUUUUCAACCCCACACCAUCACUUUCAGCCAUGAUAAUAAAUCACUACAAAAUGAGGGGUAAUAUUCUUAGUUUUAAUUUAGGAGGAAUGGGUUGUAGCGCUGGAAUAAUAGCGUUAGAUUUGGCACGUGACAUGUUACAAGCUAACCCAAAUAAUUAUGCGAUAGUGGUUAGUGGUGAGAUGGUGGGAUUUAAUUGGUAUCAAGGUAAAGAGCGAUCCAUGCUUAUCCCGAAUUGCUUUUUCCGAAUGGGUUGCUCCGCCCUCCUCCUCUCUAAUCGUCGUCGCGACUACCACCGUGCUAAGUACAGCCUCGAACACAUCGUCAGGACACACAAAGCUUCCAAUGAUCGGGCAUUCAGGUGCAUUUACCAAGAAGAAGAUAGCCAACGUUACAAGGGGCUAAGGAUAAGCAAAGAUUUAGUAGAAGUUGGAGGAGAUGCAUUGAAGACCAAUAUUACUACAUUAGGCCCUUUGGUUCUACCUUUAUCAGAACAACUAUUCUUCUUUGGAAACUUAGUUUGGAGGCACUUAUUUGGCAAUAAAAAUGCCAAAGGAAAUAAUAAUAGUAAUAAUAACAACAAUUCCCAGGUGGCCAAUAAUAUUAAGCCCUAUAUUCCAGACUACAAGCUUGCCUUCGAGCACUUUUGUGUGUAUGCAGCCAGUAAAACUGUUCUUGAUGAGCUUCAAAGGAACUUAGAGUUAAGUGAGGAGAAUAUGGAAGCUUCUCGCGCCACACUCCAUCGAUUUGGUAACACGUCUAGUAGUAGCAUUUGGUACGAAUUGGCUUAUUUGGAGGCUAAGGAGAAAAUCAGAAGAGGCGAUCGUGUGUGGCAAAUUGCUUUCGGAUCGGGUUUGAAGUGUAACAGUGCUGUUUGGAAAGCCAUUCGCCGUGUUAAGAAGCCUUCAACGAAUCCUUGGCUUGGUUGCGUUGAUAGGUAUCCAGAGUCUUUCACACAAUAAGCGUGAUCAGUUCAAUUUCAUGGAAGAUGAAUGACUAUAAAUGUAUAGUCGAGAUCUAUAAUAUUUGUUUUUAUAAUUAAGUUAAGAUGAUGUAUGGAAAUUAAGGUACUUAUUUGAUUAGAAUCUUGACAUCGAUCGAUCCUAUGUAUUGCCAAUGAAUUAAGUGUUCCAAGUUUGACAAACAUAUAUAGGUCCCUUCUUUAAUUUCUUAUUGUCAACAAUUUGUGAAAUAAAUGUAUUGUGAACCUUUUACAUUGGUGAUGAGCAAAUAUUUUACUGCAUUA